UUUUUGUAAUGAGCACAUGUAGCCUUCACAGUAAGGAAAGUAUAAUAAAAGGAAAACUUUAAAUGUGAUAUGCAAUAAAGAUUCCUUGAUAGUAAGACUUCAGUAUUGUUCACCCUCACCCCACUCCCUGUAUCCAGUGGAGUGCCAUGCUCAAGAAAUACUGAAUAGUCACCACCUUCACGUAGCAUGUGGUCUGGAAGGUGAGCGGCUGGGGCCAGAGAGGAGGAGUCUAUCAUAAAGGGGACUGAGCAGGGUGUGUGACAGUGACAGGGCCAAUGGGACACACGAGGACCUGCUCACUAACAGUAGUGACUUCAGAUGAAUUUUUCUUAAAAUUUUUAUUUUGACAAUUUCAGACUUGCAGAAAUGUUGUAAGGAAAGUACAAAUAAAUAAUUUACAGAUACUCUUCACCCAAACUCUUAUCUGUUAACAUUUUACUAUAUUUUCUUUCCACUCUAUUUCAAGAAGAUCAGACACAGAGAAAGGGUAAGUCUGUGUUAAGGUAUUCUGUUUUCUAAAUUCUUCUAAAAUCGUUCCCCUGUAUUAGAAUCCCUCUAGGGGGAACCUUCCUCUUUCAGAGGCUACAGACUCCUUUCCCCUCCUUGCCCAACCUGCUCCCUUUGCCAAGAACACUUAUCAGGAAGAAGUGUUUGCUCAGAGACGCUGACAAGACAGAGACUGUUAUAGGAAGGAAGGAAGGAUACUGCCUGAACAGAAGGAGCGUAUUCUCAUUGGAAGAGCGUCCACCACCACAGCAAACUAAGGCCACUGGGAAGAUCGCCACCUGCAGACCAGCCGAGUCUUCCAGGGAGAGAGCAGGUGUUCCUGAGGAAGAUACUGAGCUGAGAGCUCCAUUUUCUGCUGGUCUUCCGCACCUCACAAGGAAAGAGUUAGACGGCUAUGAAAUUUAUCUUCUGUUUGAGUGUCCUUGCUGGGACAAUUUUCCCCGCUCAAUCAUCCGUGCAGAAAGAAGACCAUGCCCCCUAUUUGGUAUACCUCAAGUCUCACUUCAACCCCUGUGUGGGUGUCCUCAUCAAAAGCAGCUGGGUGCUGGCGCCUGCUCACUGCUACCUACCAAACCUGAAAGUGAUGCUGGGAAAUCUCAGGAUCAGAAUCAGAGAUGGGACAGAGCAGAUAAUUGACCCUAUCCAGAUUGUCCGCUACUGGAACUACAGUCAUAGUUCCCCCCAGGAUGACCUCAUGCUCAUUAGGCUGGCUAAGCCCGCCAUCCUCAACCAUAAAGUCCAGCCCAUUCCCCUCGCCACCAGCACCGUCAAGCCAGGCACCAUCUGUAUGCUUUCAGGCUUGGACUGGAGCCAAGACAACAGCGGCAGACACCCUGAUUUAAGGCAGAACCUGGAGGCCCCCAUGAUGUCUGAUGCAGACUGCCAGAAAACCGAACAAGGAAAAAGCCACAGAAACUCCAUAUGCGUUAAAUUUGUGAAAGUGCUCAGUCGAAUUUUUGGGGAGGUGGCCGUUGCUACUGUCAUCUGCAAAGGCAAGCUACAGGGGAUCGAGGUCGGACACUUCAGGGAAGGGGAUGUGGGCAUCUACACCAAUGUUCAGAAAUAUAUCACCUGGAUUGAGAACGUCACUGAAGACAAAUAAGACCAUACUACUCCCUCUGCAUCCCAGUGGCUCUGCCAUUGACAAUACUAACCGCAACUUUCCCCAAAUUCAAAAUAAAACAUCCAAAUAGAAAUAUUUGGAUGUAUCACACCA
This is a messenger RNA of Orcinus orca (killer whale), 1723 nucleotides long. It is a transcript of the gene PRSS37, whose product is annotated as serine protease 37. Bases 902 to 1609 code for a protein of 235 amino acids. The transcript has 6 exons. Gene Ontology annotation, cellular component: acrosomal vesicle. Gene Ontology annotation, biological process: positive regulation of acrosome reaction; proteolysis. Gene Ontology annotation, molecular function: serine-type endopeptidase activity. NCBI's taxonomy places the organism in Eukaryota, Metazoa, Chordata, Mammalia, Artiodactyla, Delphinidae. The record is from RefSeq and is a predicted model, not a curated record.